Molecule: messenger RNA, 1362 nt
Organism: Neospora caninum
Lineage: Eukaryota; Apicomplexa; Conoidasida; Eucoccidiorida; Sarcocystidae
Product: tubulin alpha chain
Exons: 3
Coding region: 1-1362 (453 amino acids)
Biological process (GO): mitotic cell cycle; microtubule cytoskeleton organization
Cellular component (GO): cytoplasm; microtubule
Molecular function (GO): structural constituent of cytoskeleton; GTP binding
Source: RefSeq, a predicted model, not a curated record
AUGAGAGAGGUUAUCAGCAUCCACGUCGGCCAAGCCGGUAUCCAAAUCGGUAACGCCUGCUGGGAGCUCUUCUGCCUGGAGCAUGGCAUUCAGCCGGAUGGGCAGAUGCCCUCUGACAAGACCAUCGGUGGUGGUGACGACGCCUUCAACACCUUCUUCUCCGAGACUGGCGCUGGCAAGCAUGUGCCCCGCUGCGUCUUCUUGGAUUUGGAGCCCACUGUCGUGGACGAGGUCCGCACCGGCACUUACCGCCAUCUGUUCCAUCCGGAGCAGCUCAUUAGCGGCAAGGAAGAUGCGGCGAACAACUUCGCUCGUGGUCACUACACCAUCGGCAAGGAGAUCGUCGACUUGUCUCUUGACCGUAUUCGCAAGUUGGCGGACAACUGCACAGGUCUUCAGGGUUUCCUGAUGUUCAACGCCGUCGGUGGUGGUACCGGUUCCGGUCUCGGGUGCCUCCUCCUCGAGCGCCUGUCUGUUGACUACGGCAAGAAGUCGAAGCUGAACUUCUGCUCGUGGCCCUCGCCCCAGGUCUCCACGGCAGUUGUCGAGCCGUACAACUCCGUCCUUUCCACCCACUCCCUUUUGGAGCACACCGACGUCGCCGUCAUGCUUGACAACGAGGCCAUCUACGACAUCUGCCGCCGCAACCUCGACAUCGAGCGCCCGACCUACACCAACCUGAACAGACUGAUUGCGCAGGUCAUUUCCUCUUUGACUGCGUCUCUCCGUUUCGACGGCGCGCUCAACGUCGACGUUACUGAGUUCCAGACGAACUUGGUCCCCUACCCGCGCAUCCACUUCAUGCUUUCUUCCUAUGCGCCCAUCAUCAGCGCAGAGAAGGCGUACCACGAGCAACUGUCUGUUGCCGAGAUCACCAACUCGGCAUUCGAGCCCGCAAGCAUGAUGGCGAAGUGCGAUCCGCGCCACGGAAAGUACAUGGCCUGCUGCCUGAUGUACCGUGGUGAUGUCGUCCCCAAGGAUGUGAACGCAGCCGUCGCUACCAUCAAGACGAAGAGAACUAUCCAGUUCGUGGACUGGUGCCCCACCGGUUUCAAGUGUGGUAUCAACUACCAGCCCCCCACUGUGGUCCCUGGCGGUGAUCUCGCAAAGGUCAUGCGCGCUGUGUGCAUGAUCAGCAACAGCACUGCCAUCGCGGAAGUUUUCAGCCGCAUGGACCACAAGUUCGAUCUUAUGUAUGCCAAGAGGGCCUUCGUCCACUGGUACGUCGGUGAGGGUAUGGAAGAAGGUGAAUUCUCUGAGGCUCGUGAGGAUCUGGCUGCUCUCGAGAAGGACUACGAAGAAGUCGGCAUCGAGACCGCCGAGGGCGAAGGUGAAGAGGAAGGCUAUGGUGAUGAGUACUAA